AUGUCCCGAGAACGUGUGGUCAUCGUCGGCACCGGCUGGGCAGGCUUCCAGCUUUCACAGAAGCUCGACGACAAGAAAUUCGACAUCGUUGUCGUGUCGCCGGAGGAGACGAGUCCUUACACGCCAUUGCUUGCCAGCGCUGCUUGCGGUCUUUUCGAUUUUUCACUGGCAGAAGAACCGGUUCGUCGUAAGAGCCGCCAAAUCACGUACUACAAAGCCGUGGUCAAGGACGUCGAUUUCAAGUCAAAGAAUUGUAAAUGCCGUUCGGCGUGUGACGAGGACGACAAGGAUUUCGAUCUCUCAUAUGACCGACUGAUUCUCGCUCCUGGAUGCGUGCCGAACACAUUCGACACCCCCGGUGCGGUCGAGAAUGCCUAUUUCGUCCGUAACGUCAAAGAUGCCAAGCGCCUCCAGGCUCGCAUGAAGCAAAUCCUCGAACUCGCAUCCCUCCCCGGCGUGAGCGACAAGCGACAGCGGGACCUGCUACACAUCAUCGUCGUCGGCGGCGGUCCCACCGGCGUCGAGAUCACGGCCGAGAUCUCCGACCUCUUCAGCCAAGACUUUGCCCAGCUAUAUCCCACCCUCAAGGGCAAGAUGAGCAUGUCCAUCCACGACGCCGCCCCCAACAUCCUCGGCGCCUUCGAAGAGGCCCUCCAGCAAUACACCAUCGGGAGUUUCUCCCAGCGGAACGUCAAAGUCGUCACGGGCUCCAAGAUCGAAAAAGUCGAAGCCGAGUGCAUCACCACCAAAGACGACGGCCGCAUCGGCUGCGGCAUGGUCAUCUGGACCGCCGGCAACAAGCAGAGCCCGCUCGUCGACGCCCUCGACGUCGCCAAGACGGACAAGCUCCCCCGCAUCCUCACCGACGGCCACCUGCACGUGCUCGACUGCCAGAAGCAGCCGCUCCACGACGUCUACGCCCUCGGCGACGCCGCCGACAUCAAGAAGUACUUCCUCCCCACCACCGCCGAGGUCGCCGUGCAGAAGGCCCGCUACCUCAUCGACGUCUUCAACCGCGACCUCGACGGCCAGACCCCGUUCAGCUACCGGCAAAAGGCCCUCGUGGCCUACAUCGGCGGGCACGACGGCGUCGUGGACGGCCAGGCGGACUGGACCGGCCAGAGGGCCUGGGCGGCCUGGCGGAGCAAGAACCUCAUGUGGACGGAGUCCUGGCGCCGGACCGUGAUGAUCUCGGCGUAUUGGACGCUGGACUGGCUGGGAGGAAAGGAGAUCGCCCGUCGUUGA
Messenger RNA from Dissoconium aciculare CBS 342.82, 1245 nucleotides. RefSeq names its product FAD/NAD(P)-binding domain-containing protein. The transcript has 3 exons. The record is from RefSeq and is a predicted model, not a curated record. Gene Ontology annotation, molecular function: NADH dehydrogenase activity. Lineage: Eukaryota; Fungi; Ascomycota; Dothideomycetes; Mycosphaerellales; Dissoconiaceae. The coding region runs from base 1 to 1245 and encodes 414 amino acids.